GCACUUCAAUCGACCCUCCACCAGUCACUUUCCCUCGCCCGCCCUUGUACAGACACUCUCUUUCACAGUCGCUCCCUCCAUACCAAAAUUAAGUCACCAUGUUCGCUCGCAUCUACAGCUUGUUCUUCGUCCUCUACUUCUCCCUUCUUGCUCUCGCCAUCCCCUCUCCCGUGGAUGUCGUCCGUCGCGAAGGAGCAGCCACUAGUACUAGUAGUACUAGCAGCAGCAGCAGCAGCCAGUGCAAUACUGGGUCGCUCCAAUGUUGCGAAAGUACUCACUCGGCCAGCAGCGUAUUCACCGCCAGUGCCCCCCUGAGCAUCCUUGCUGCCCUUGGCGGAGGCCUUUUGGGUGUCAAUUGCUCCCCGCUCGCUCCCAUUGGGGUUGGCUCCGGUGCUAGUUGUGCCCAAGAGCCUAUUUGCUGUAGCGGUGAUUCAUUUAGCGGCCUCAUCAACGUCGGUUGUUCUCCCAUUAACGUCAACCCUUAAAAUCAAGAAUGAUGUUUUCCCAUCCUUUUCUUCUUCAAAGACAAUUCAGACCACUUUAGUAACUACCAGUCUUGUUAUUUUCUUCUUGCACCGAGUACAGCCUUGCGUACUUGUAGUGCUUUCCAAUUCGAUGUGUAUCGGCUUUUAUUUAUUACCAUCGUUGUUAUGGAUAGAGCCGGUCCUGUACAGAUUGUCGUUUAUAUACAAGGUCAGAUUUGUCCCAGCUUUAAAUAAUUCCAAUAUUUUUAAAUUCG
This is a messenger RNA of Serpula lacrymans var. lacrymans S7.9, 739 nucleotides long. RefSeq names its product hydrophobin (gene shl14). The coding region runs from base 99 to 485 and encodes 128 amino acids. The transcript is spliced from 3 exons. Gene Ontology annotation, molecular function: structural constituent of cell wall. NCBI's taxonomy places the organism in Eukaryota, Fungi, Basidiomycota, Agaricomycetes, Boletales, Serpulaceae. The record is from RefSeq and is a predicted model, not a curated record. Gene Ontology annotation, cellular component: fungal-type cell wall.